This is a messenger RNA of Cladocopium goreaui, 1539 nucleotides long. Lineage: Eukaryota; Dinophyceae; Suessiales; Symbiodiniaceae. The record is from the annotation of a GenBank genome assembly.
AUGGAGGGCUCCACACGAACGCGGGAAUCCCUGCGGAACGCGGCGGUGUAUCAUGGCGUGAAGGUCAAUGAGUUUCAGGCAGAAAGCUCAAGCUUCAAGAAGAACGAGACAAUUACAGACACGAUGAAGAUGCUGUCCGUGUAUUCCACGCAACGAAGUGUCUUCGUAAUAAGAAGCGCACUGGAGGGCGUGUGCAGUUGGCUACGAACUGCCAUGAGUGCGCAUGCAAGGAGGAUGGGUGUGCCAACCCCUUCCUUCGUGAACGCGGGAGAUGGCUUGUUCACCCAUCCCAUCGGCGAGUUUGUGGAUAUCCUUUCCCUCUUGGAGCACAACCAGUGGGACCGUUCUGCGGUACACCUCGCCUUGGUGGGUGAUUUGGCACAUGGCCGCACGGCCCAUUCCAAGGUGCAGGGACUGCAGAUCUUCAAAAAGGUGAGGGUCGAUCUGGUGGCCCCAGAGAUCUUUGGAUAUCCGGUUGAGUACCGAGACAGGAUGCGCGCCAAUGGCUUUGAAGUGAGGGAGUUCGCCUCUGUCGAGGAGUACCUUGAAAAUGCUAGCAAUGUGGCAGAUGUCUGGUACUUUUACAAGCCGCAGUUCUCCAAAUGCGGGGAUCUGACGACUUUGAGGCUCAACGAACUGAGAGCCCAGGUGUCCUUUCGCGAAGAAUGGGUCCAUCAAUUGCCAGAAGGAGUGCGUUUCUUCCAAACGCUUCCGCGAGACAAGGAGUAUCCAAUCAUUCCUUUGACCUUGGAUUCGCGCGCGAUCAAUGGAUGGGACACUGUCGCGGCCAACGCCUACUUUUUGGAUGUGGUUCUCCUCUCGAUGCUCUUUGGAAAGAUUGGCCGAAACUUGGCACCACCAGCGGAUGAAGCUGGGUUCAACUCGGUGCAGGAGUCCCCGCCCAAGUUGGCCUUUUCCUCCGAGUUGCCAUCGUUUAUGAAGGAAGUGACCCUGGUGGAAGAUGCACACCACCGAGACUUGGAGCGCGCACGUGCGGGUGGUCCUGUGCCAAUCAAAGAUGGCUGCGUGCUGGACCAUUUAGGCUUGGGCCCCACGUCCUCCAAAUGUUGGGAGGCCCUUCGAAAGGUUCGGACCAUCUUAGGAUGGUCCAAACAGGUGGGAAGCGAAGGCGUCUACACUUCAAAAGGGAACCCAGGAUUCUACAAAGGUAUUUUAACCUUGCCUGGCUUUGACUACAAACGUCUCCGAGUGGAGGAAAUGAAGAUGAUGGCGUCAGUGGCGCCGGGUUGCACCUUCAACUGCGUGAAGGAAUCAAAGGUUGUCCGCAAGUACCGUUUAGAGGUGCCAGAGCGAAUCUACAACCUGCCCAACAUCAGCUGUAAGAACGCCCUUUGUGUGUCCAAUCCCGAGAAUCGGCAGCGCGAAAUCGUGGCGUACUUGGAACGGGUGCCUUACUAUGUCUCCAGUGUUCUGCCCAACUGCACGGAGAGCAAGUACCUCUAUGUGUGUAAGUGGUGCCGAUGGCCGCACGUCUACGAGAACAUUUGGGAUGACCUGCGACGUCAAGCUGUGGCGUGA